Cynoglossus semilaevis (tongue sole) is the source of this 2521-nucleotide messenger RNA. It is a transcript of the gene mocs3, whose product is annotated as molybdenum cofactor synthesis 3. Gene Ontology annotation, cellular component: cytoplasm; cytosol. The transcript has 12 exons. Gene Ontology annotation, biological process: tRNA wobble position uridine thiolation; protein urmylation. Gene Ontology annotation, molecular function: URM1 activating enzyme activity; adenylyltransferase activity; thiosulfate-cyanide sulfurtransferase activity. The coding region runs from base 448 to 1947 and encodes 499 amino acids. The record is from RefSeq and is a predicted model, not a curated record. Lineage: Eukaryota; Metazoa; Chordata; Actinopteri; Pleuronectiformes; Cynoglossidae.
GUUAUAUUGUACAUACUGCUGUAAAUAUAUAAAAUAAACUUGAAUCAGAUACUAAAAUAUGAUCGGUACUGUUUACGAGUUCGUCACAAUAGUUAAACUAUAAUAUAUAAGUCAUUAUUAUGUUAUUACAAACUUUAUAUAAAUAUUUAUAAAAAAACAUUUAUAUUAACAGUAGAGGGUAAAGAACGUACGCAGAUCGCCAAAUAGUUCUGGAAAUACGUAAAAUCCUCCUGAUUUAUUUAUUGUGCCGCCAGAUCAACGCCUACGUCAUGUCACGUGGUUUCGUUACGUACUGUUCCCGGAAGUGAGCUUUCCGUGCGCUUCCAUAAAGUCUCGUUUCCAGACCAAAGAACGUGUGUUAAAGUGACUUUAAAAAGAAAAAAAAGAAAACCAGACGAGAUAAUUUACCUGAAUUAUUAGUUAUUUUGUGUGAACUUACCUGCAGCCAUGGCACAGGCUUUAGCAACAUUGAGGGAAAAGUUUAAGGAACAGGAGAAGGAAAUAGCAGCUCUUAGGGAGAAAGUGGCUCAAUUGGAAAUGAGUAAAACCCCGGCUCCAAGGCCUGACGUCAAAGUGACUCCUCCCACUUCACUGACAGCCAAGUCCUCCCUCAGCAACGAGGACAUCAUGAGGUACAGCCGACAGCUCCUUCUCCCUGAGUUUGGUGUCAAAGGUCAGAUCAACUUGUCAAAGACGUCCGUGCUGGUCGUCGGCUGCGGAGGACUAGGCUGCCCCCUGGCACAGUACCUGGCAGCGGCAGGCGUAGGUCGACUGGGUCUAAUAGACUACGACGAGGUGGAGCUCAAUAACCUGCACAGACAGGUGCUGCACAGAGAAGAGAACCAAGGACAGGCCAAGGCUUUAUCUGCUGCCAGUGCUAUUAAAAGUUUAAAUUCCACUGUACAGUGUUGUCCAUAUCAGCUGCAACUGUCACCAGAAAAUGCCCUGGAUCUCAUUCAACAGUAUGACAUCGUGGCAGAUUGUUCUGAUAACGUGCCCACUCGUUAUCUGGUGAACGAUGCCUGCGUCCUCAGUGGAAAGCCUCUGGUGUCGGCGAGCGCUCUAAGAAUGGAGGGACAGUUGACAAUAUAUAAUUAUAAAGGAGGCCCCUGUUAUAGAUGUCUGUACCCUGCACCACCUCCACCAGACACAGUCACCAACUGUUCUGAUGGAGGAGUUUUAGGAGUCGUUCCAGGAAUAAUGGGCUGUUUACAGGCUUUAGAAGUUUUCAAGAUCGCCUCUGGACAAGGAUCGUCCUUACACCAGCAGCUGAUGAUGUUCGAUGCCCAGGAUGCCAGAUUUAGGUCCAUCAAGCUGCGGCCCAGGCAGAGUGACUGUGCAGUGUGUGGACAGAACCCCAGUGUGACCAAACUGGUGGACUACGAGAGCUUCUGUGGAUCUGCAGCCACUGAUAAGUGCCGGAAACUCAACCUUCUGUCCAGGGAUCAGAGGAUCACAGUUCAGGCUUACAAGCUGAUGCUGGAUAAAGCUGAGCCCCAUCUCUUGUUGGACGUACGCCCUCUUGUGGAGGUGGAUAUAUGCUCCCUGCCCUUCUCUCUCAGUAUCCUUUUGGAGAUGACUGUGCAAAAACACUGUGUCCUGUUGUCUGUGUUUCCUGUUGCCCGUAUUUCCUGUUGCCUGUGUUUCCUGUUGCCUGUGUUCCUUAUGCUACUGCUCCCAGACAUCCCUCUGUCACAGUUAGAGGCCAAAAACAGUGACGACAUCCACCUGCUGAGAGAGAGAAUCAGUCACUUAAAACACCAGAUCGCAGGUAUCUCCCAGCCUCCAGUCUUUGUCAUCUGUAAGUUGGGGAACGACUCACAGAAGGCAGUGAACAUUCUGGAGCAGAUGAGUGGAUUACAGGUGGACAGUAUCAUUGUCAAGGACAUCUGUGGUGGACUGAUGGCCUGGGCCAACAUUGUUGACCCCUCAUUUCCACAAUAUUGAAGUUUUUUUUUUUAAUGUUGAAACCUGAGACAUUUUUUUUAUUUUCUCUAACUUUUUUCACUCUGUGUUGUGAACUCAUCGUUCAAAAAUUGGAGCUGAUUCUAUGUGAAAACUCCAACUUUUGGGGAUAAGGAUAAGAUAAAAAUAAAAAACAUAAAUAUUGUACAUACAAAUACACAUACAUAUGUCCCAUAAAAGUAUACAAUAUUCACAUGAACAUAUAUAAUGGUUAACAAAACGUUAGGAACGUUUCUUAUCCCUUGGUCUUUCGCUCCUUUAAAGCGAUUAAAACGGUGUUUUACAAUAAAAUAAAUGAUUCAAUACAAAAACGUGGAUAUUUAAAGUGAAGGUAAAUAUACAAAUUGUUAACAAUGAGACUUAAUACUUCAGGGAAAUUUAAUGUUAUUGUGUUGACUGUAAAGACUUGUUAUAUAUUUCCGUUUUUGUAAAAAACUGUUUGCGUGUAUUCUGUGUUUUAUAUUUGGCUUAACGUGGCUGAAAGGAAACGACGUACGUAUUGUUUGUGUUGUGCACACGCUGCAGAAUUUACAAUAAAGUUAACUUUUGACACUAA